AUGCCUGCUGAUGAGCUCGCCGACCUUCUAGAAACACUAGCAACAAGUGAUUUUAAUUAUGCGGCAUAUAUAAAAGAGAUAUCAUUUGAUGUUUUAUGGAACAAUGAUGUCACCUGGACUAGAACACAAGAUAAAGUGGCUUCUCAGCUCAAAUUUGACACGGGAUGUGGGAGGUUUUUCAGCACUCUCCUCUUAGCAGCGCUUAAGAAGGUUGUGGCCCUAGAAACAUUCCGUUGGGAUGUUAAAGUGCAUCUCACACCGUCAAUCUUUGCUACCCUAGGGAAAUUCUCUAGCCUGCAGGAUUUGUAUGUCAGAAUGCACAUUGGUCCAUCCAUCUCUGGCGCAAAUAAUAGCAACUUUGGACAGUCCUGGGUCCCAGCUCCUGUACCGGUUCCACAGCAGCAACCGCCACCAACCAUUGUGGGUAGUGCACACCCUCAUCCCCAUGGCCCUCCGCCUUCUACUACAUUACCCGUCGUUACUACUAGGCGUGCUCCCAGGUCUAGGCUACCGAUUUGGGAUGGAACUUUUAGCCAUAUUCAAAAGCUCAAAAGCUUGGCUAUUCUCGAUAUGGAAUGUCUUGGAUACCUAAACGAGAUUGCUUGUUGUGUUUCAGCCUCCUCUACGACGCUUAAGACACUAAAAUUGUCAUUCUCCGAGAGGCUUGCUGCGAAAGCCCAGAAGAAAGCUGUUGUGGAGAAUUCCGACACGGAAUCCGAUACUCAAGAUGACGACAUAUAUGAGCCCGAUGAUGCCGCACCACCUCCGCCACCAGCUACAGUAUUUCCGUCCAUAAUCCCAACUACUUCUACAUCAAAUCCCAAUAACGAUGCCAAGGUUCGAAAUGAGCGGCUCAUGCAGGAGAAGACCCUUUCGCGGAUUUUCAGCCUAGAAAAUGAGGCUUCAAUGCAUAAGUUAGUUCAUAAAAUUGUCUACAGUAGCAAUGCAGCCGCGCACGACCAGAAACUUGUUGCAGACAAAACAACUAACUCCCCCGACAAAACAUUCAUGUUUGAGCUACAUGGCAUUGUGACCGACCUGCAUCUAGGAAAAGCCACUCUUACACCUGGCCUAAACGCCAUGAAGACAGUUGAAAGAGUACAAAAUGCCACAUCCAAGUUUCUUAAAACCUGGGGCGAUUCACAACUGUCUCAGAAAUUAUCCGCUUUUCAAAUAGAGCUCUUAGAAAAGCAUGCAUUAUCGUUGGAGAAGAAAGGUAGUAUCGCCUUUGCUGCCGAACCAAGUCCGACUGAUGUCACCCUUGCAAAGGACUUUGGACUAACCGCUCAAAGCUCGGACAUUGAUCCUGACGAGCAGAAUAGCUCAAACUCAGAUAAUCCUGUCAGCCAAGAGACUACCAGUGCAUCAGCUUCCGCGCACUUAAUUGAACAACCUAAUAGCUCGGAAGUAGCUACCCGCGGCUUCACCUUUUCAAUUCCCGCGAAAAAUGAAAAUGAACUCGAAAGGCGCAUGAUGGCCAUCGUGGACAUGGAACAUCCAGAUAACCUAAGCGAAGGGGAAGACCAAGAAUUUCUUGAUCCCAGAGAGAUUGCAGUUCAAAGAAACGACCGGGCCCCUGAAGACGUCAAUGGCUGGCCUGGAAGCACUGAAGAACGGGACCUCCAAUCUUCCAUCAAGGGGAAGGAGCCAAUACGCGGCCCGCAUGAAUCUCCUGCAAAUGCGAAAUUUGAUAGCUCUCGAGAAUUUGGUACAAUGUCAACUGAGCAAGCGAUCCAAGAGUACAUUCGUCUAAACCACGGGAUCGCACUCGAAAGCCUCUCAAUUCAGCUAAUUCCGCUCAAAACGUCAGUUAUCUGCCGGGCGAUAAACAUUUGGUCAUUAAAGCACAUUUCCCUUUUAAACGUCGGACCUCAGCGAGCCUUCUGGGCAACAUUGAUGCAGCUUAAUAAAUCGAAUCCUCUUCAAAUUUCUUCAAUUCACUCGGAUAACGUUACGCUGCAACUGUUGGCGUUUAUAGGCUCCCUAGAUUUUGUGGACGAGUUGUUCCUCAUAGAGCGAAAGGCUAGUCCAGUAUCAGACCCUCCAGCACCGAAACCUCCUAUCCGCAUCUCGCAUAUUUAUUCGUUGGCGUUAGAGACGCAUAUGAAGCAUUUGAAACGACUUAUGAUUCGAAAUGAUGUUGACUCAAGUUGGAAUCUUGACCGCUGGAAUACUAGAUGUAUUACAACAAAUGGUUCAAACCUUGUUGAACUUGUUGUAGCUGUAGAUUCUGCGCAUUUCGUGAGUGAAAUUUGUCAAAUCGUGCCUAAUAGCCACUAA
Messenger RNA from Uncinocarpus reesii 1704, 2280 nucleotides. RefSeq lists its product as uncharacterized. The record is from RefSeq and is a predicted model, not a curated record. NCBI's taxonomy places the organism in Eukaryota, Fungi, Ascomycota, Eurotiomycetes, Onygenales, Onygenaceae. The transcript has 2 exons. The coding region runs from base 1 to 2280 and encodes 759 amino acids.